AACUCCAUUCCCCACCCCAUUCUUCUCAUACCACACAUUCCAACAUGCCAAUGAAGAUCACUAAUAAGAGCGUAAUAGUCAAGUCAAAGAGGUGAAAGAGGCCUUGUGUUCGGUAGUAUUGCGGCAUUUCCUCUUAUCACUACCUAGAGUUAUUAUCAAAUUUGGGCAACCAGAAAUUUAGUUCGCGUGAUCAAUUUAGACUGCUUGUUCAAUUCGUAAGCUAAAAUCCUUAACCAGCUCCUCGAAUAUUUUCAGGCAAAUUAUUUCAUCAUGGACAUCACCAGUGAGUCGCCCUUAGAAGUACUUUCAAGAGCCGCCUCCAUGCGAGCAGUUCAGGACAAUAUUCUAGGUCUACCUCCAUCAUACGAGGAAGCGAGGUCAUUGUCAUUAAAAUGCAAAGAAUCGUCAGUAAAUGCACCCGCACCUACUGGUGGGAAAUGGAGGCGAGAGAGACGACACAAGCUGGCACCUCCUCCCGAUUACCCGACGCACAUCCAUAAAGCUAACUUGAAUGGAGAGUCUUUACCUCUUGACAUGUCUGUGAGCAGAAAAAUGAGGGGUUCUCCCCCAUCUUAUUCCCAAAGUAUUGCUGCAGCACAUCGGCCAACUGUCAUCAUAGCAUCAUCUCCUUCCUCCUCUCCAGCCUCUGAUGCUGGUGGCAUGUGCGACCCAGUAAUCGAUGAACACUUUCGUCGAUCAUUAGGCAAAGAUUAUAGCAGUGUUUUUCCAGAAAAACAAACCAACUGCCCAAGCAACUCUUCGAGUAGGAUUAGUGAUGCCUCAGGUGAUGACUCUAAUGAUGUCUCAGCAUCAUCUCUUUCUGUGGAUGAUCAUUUUGCCAAAGCUUUGGGAGAAACAUGGAUUCUUUUACAACAGCAGCAGCAAGCAGCCAGUAAACUAAAAGGGGCAAAACCUGAAAAGGAAGAACUUCGUGUUAAAUCACCAAGCAAAAGCCUUACUGCCAACAAAACAGAAAAUUUCGAAUCAAUCCUACCUGAAAUUCAAAAAGAAAAUUCAAUUCAAGAUCCCAAGUCUCUUUUAAGGCACCGCACUGACAAAGUGAUACCACCUUAGCUGUAUUUUUGGAGCUGAACUAUAAUAUUCUUGGGUCUUGAUGGUUAUAGUAUUGUAUUACAUGGUAUAAUCCUAAGAAAAUUUUUAAGCACAGCUUAACAAAUUCAAACAAGGGAAGUCCCCAAGCUGUCGUUUCUUAUUUUCCACGUUAUUGGAAUUUUUUUCUCUGUCUCAUUAUCUGUCCUGUAGACUCCAAGAACAGUUUAAAAAUUUGGUAAAGGAACUACAUUUGGAAUACCAAGAAACUCAGUGCUAGCUACAGUCAAUUUAUUUGAAAUGGUGUACCUUAAGCCCAGGCACGUAUCCAGGAUUUUGUUUCGGGGGAAGGGGGCCUUGUGGGGUCCCUGUACUACCGGGGGGUCUGGGGGGUACGGAAUACUCCCCAGUCCAGAGGGGGGUCCUCCUCUGGAAAAUUUUAAAAUUUUGCAAUCUAAUUAGACGCGUUCUGAGGCUUCCGUGACGCAGAUUGUCCAUCGAUGUCUGCAGAAAAAUUAUGUUUCCUUUUUGAACUUUCAGCAAAAAAUGUAUUUAUGCAUUCAAAAAGAUCCUGAAAAUAUUUACAAUCAUAAUUCUAUUUGGACGCACAUCGAGGCUUCCCUUACACAGAUUUUCCAUCGAUGUCUGCAGAAAAAUUACGUUUCCUUUUUGAACUUUCAGCAAAAAAUGCAUGUAUGCAUUCAAAAAGAUCAUGAAAAUUUGUGCAAUUUUAACUCUAGUUGGACGCAUUUCGAGGCUUCUGUAACACAGAUUUAUCAUAAAUUUAUGCAGAAAAA
Molecule: messenger RNA, 1847 nt
Organism: Bemisia tabaci
Lineage: Eukaryota; Metazoa; Arthropoda; Insecta; Hemiptera; Aleyrodidae
Biological process (GO): negative regulation of DNA-templated transcription
Molecular function (GO): transcription coactivator binding
Source: RefSeq, a predicted model, not a curated record